This is a messenger RNA of Trichoderma asperellum CBS 433.97, 3083 nucleotides long. RefSeq lists its product as uncharacterized. NCBI's taxonomy places the organism in Eukaryota, Fungi, Ascomycota, Sordariomycetes, Hypocreales, Hypocreaceae. Gene Ontology annotation, biological process: rescue of stalled cytosolic ribosome; protein ubiquitination. The record is from RefSeq and is a predicted model, not a curated record. Gene Ontology annotation, molecular function: ubiquitin protein ligase activity; ribosome binding.
GGCGGUAGCCCUGCUGGAGGGGCUCUGAACGAUCGAGGCCAAAAAAUCCGCAACGAGGCUUGAUUCCUCUCGCUUCUCUUCUUCGCCAUCAUUUCUGCUGUUUUCUGUAACCUUGCCACAUAAUUUUAUUAUACUAUUCUAUUCUUCUCCUCUCCAUAUUACCUGUCUCGACAUCUACAUAGACCGUGCAUCCGUGGAGCAUUAGCUCGACGAUAAGCGAUAGCUUUGCCCGUGGGGGUUCAGCUGCAACGUUUCUUCAACGCCUACACCCAACCCGAACCCACAGAAAGCUGCCUCUACGGAGAGCCUCAGCGCAUUUCCCGAAUCUCCCAUCCCCGACUCAACCAUGACAGCCCCGGAGGGAGCAGCUCAAAACACCAGCCGAGGCGACGGCAGCUCUAGAGGACGAGGCCGUGGCGGCGGCGGUGGAAGUAGAGGAGGCGGCGGCGGAGGGGCCAAGCGAGGAGGACGAGGCAGCGGCAAUCGAGGACAGGGACGCGGCCAGAAGGGAACACAAGAUGCUGCUGCUGCGACAUUGGCCGGGUCAGCAGAGGCUGCGCCGUCUGGAGCCGGCAAAGAGAACAAGGCCAUGGCGGCCACCCGGCCAGAGGUCGACGACGGCGACGACGACGCCGAAGUCUGCUUCAUCUGCGCCAACCCGGUUGCCCACCACUCGAUCGCGCCGUGCAACCACAAGACAUGCCACAUCUGCGGCCUGCGCAUGAGGGCCUUGUACAAGGUCAAGGAUUGUGCCCACUGCCGAACGCCAGCAUCCUAUGUCAUCUUCACCGACGAUGCCGAGAAGCGAUUCGAAGACUACACCGACAAGGACUUCACCACCACCGACACCAACAUCGGCAUCAAGUACACAAACGAGGACAUUGUUGGCGACACCGUCCUCCUGCUGAGAUACAACUGUCCCGACGAGUCCUGCGACUUUGCCGGCCUGGGCUGGGCCGACCUCCACCGGCACGUCAAGUCGGCGCACCACAAGCGCAUGUGCGAUCUCUGCACUCGUAACAAGAAGGUCUUCACCCACGAGCAUGAGCUCUUCGGCGAUAAGGAGCUGGAGAAGCACAUGCGCCACGGCGACGACAAGCCCGGCGCUGCUGACCAGACGGGUUUCAAGGGCCACCCGCUCUGCGGCUUCUGCGGCCAGCGCUUCUAUGACGACGACAAGCUGUUUGAGCACUGCCGCAUGAAGCACGAGCGAUGCUUCCUCUGCGACAGACGAGAUUCGAGACAGCCCCACUACUUCCUCAACUAUGAAGAGCUGGAGAAGCACUUCAAGAAGGACCACUUCCUGUGCUCUGACCGCGGAUGCUUGGAGAAGAAGUUUGUCGUCUUCGAGUCCGAGCUGGACAUGCAGGCUCACAACCUCGCCGAGCAUGCCGGUAAACAUGUGGGCAGAGAUGCCAGGCUUGUCGACAUCUCUGCUUUUGAUAUUCGUCAAUCGUAUCAGCCGGAAAGACGCGGCGGCCAGCGAGAAGGACGUGCCCAGGGACGGGCAAGAGGCAACAGAGGAAGAGACCCCAACGAGGAUAGCAUUCUGCCAACUGUGAGUUCGACUGUGCCUCUGCGGAGAGACGAACUGGCGUUUCAGCGACAAAUGGCCAUUGCCUCGGCGCCUUCGGGUUCAAACCGGACAUUCCGAGGCCAGCUGUCGACUCCAACUCCCUCUACCGCGCCAGUAACUCCCACGCUCGCACCCACACCAGCUCAAGCAUCGUCAGCCAGAAAUGCUACGGCAACACCCCCUUCAAGGCCCCGAAGCGUUGGACCAGGCGCCGGCCCCGCUGCCGCGACCAACGCCAUCGAGGCCCUCAGCCUUACCGACUCAGCCAGCCUUUCGCCCGAAGAACGAGCUCGCCUAGUUCGCCACGGUAGCGUCAUCGAGCGGGCUGCGAACCUCCUGGGCAACGAUGCGCACAAGAUGGCAGCCUUCCGUAGCCACAUCUCAACAUACCGCCAGGACGGUUUCACAGCUCCUCAGCUCAUCGAGGCCUUCUUUGCCCUGUUCUCGGAUGCAUCAUCAAACGCCCUCGCAACUCUCGUGAGAGAGCUGGCAGAUCUUUUUGAGGACAAGAGCAAGGCUGAUAACCUCAGAAAGGCCUGGCAAGACUGGCGGGCCAUCAACGAGGACUACCCCAGCUUACCGGGCCUUGGUGGCAUGCAGGGAGCAACCUCAAGCUCCAGCGGAUGGGCGAGUGCCGCGGCUGCCAACACGAGAUUCACCGUUGUUGCGCCUUCGCAACGAAACUCGAACAGAGUCUUGAAACUUAAGAACAGUACUCGACUCGGCGGCCCAACGCCCACCGCUUCACGAGGGCCCCCCGGCUGGGUGGCAGCGUCUUCCUCAUCCUCCUCGUCCAAGGCCCCCUCAGCAUCAGCCUUCCCUUCUCUGCCAACACCGUCUUCAUCCUCAUCAUCCCGCGUAUCUGCGGCCGCCUCCGCACCCUCAUGGACCGCCUCUUCUUCAUCAUCCUCCCAGUCUCGCGGCCGAGGCCCAGCACCGCCAAACACCCGCGCAGAAGACGCUUUCCCUGCGCUUCCCGCAGCUCCGAAACCUCAAACGACCAUCUUUGGCUACGGUGGAGGUCGCGGCGUGAGACGCGACUUUGGCCAGCGGGAGUCAGACUUCCAAUGGGGGGCUUCUUCUGCUGCUCCUGCGGUGUCGUCGUCUGCGGCUGAGGAAGCGGACGAUGUUGAGGCGGGAGGAAAGGGCAAGAAGGGUAAGAAGGGUAAGAAGCAGAUUCUGGUUCAGUGGGGAUAAAACAGUAAAGAAAGAAAGAAAAAAAGACCAGAAGAAAAAAAAAGGGGGGCGUUGAAGAUACUACUCGCGUUCUUUUUGUCUCACUUUUUUCUUUUUUUUUUACAUUACGGAAUAAUGUUGUUUCCUUACAUAUCCCUUGACUGUUAUUGCUUUUCCCUUUAUUGAUGAGGGACUUGUGACAUUGCCUAGGCGUUGGAUUUGAUCGAUUUCACACUAUAUCAAAAAAAAAAGUGUGAGUCUUGUAAGAGCGAAUGUUGGAAUAGUACACAGAUAGGUACAUAGAGAUGAAAUAAAGAGAAAUGUGUCACGC